Coregonus sp. 'balchen' is the source of this 3418-nucleotide messenger RNA. NCBI's taxonomy places the organism in Eukaryota, Metazoa, Chordata, Actinopteri, Salmoniformes, Salmonidae. The record is from the annotation of a GenBank genome assembly.
AUGAGUGACAAUGACCUGAAAACUCACCCGUUGGUCGUGUUGGUGUCUGAUAACGGAGAACCCUCACUGUCAGCGACUGUGUCUAUUGAUGUAGUGGUGGUUGAAAGUACAGGUGAAAUCCAGACUCAAUUCAGAAAUGUACCGAGAAUGGAGGAGAGCUUCUCUGAUUUAAACCUGUAUUUGCUGAUCGCCAUUGCCUCGGUGUCAGUGAUAUUUUUACUGAGCCUCAUCAGUUUAAUAGCUGUAAAAUGCCACAGGACAGACGACAAUUUCAGCAGGUACAGCGCCCCAAUGAUCACCACACAUCCUGACGGGAGCUGGUCAUACUCUAAAUCUACUCAGCAGUAUGACGUGUGUUUCAGCUCAGACACACUGAAGAGUGACGUAGUGGUUUUCCCCGCGCCAUAUCCACCUGCAGAUGCAGAACUGAUCAGUAUUAAUGGAAAUGACACGUUUAAUAGGACUCAAACAUUACCCAACAAAGAGAAGGUAAGGUCUCUACAUAAACCGGCCUAUACAUUUUCUGUUGAAGCAUAUUUGUUUUACUCCUUUGAACUCGCAGUCAAAGAAUAUUGUUUUCAAAGUUGAUAUUACGUUGAAAACAGCCAUCAACUCAUGAGUUUUCACAUUGGCUUUGUUUUGCACUCUAUGUAUGGCCUCCUGGCUUCAUAAAGCGAGUGUUGCUGUCCAUGGUUCUGAAUGCGUGUUAAACUUCAGAGCUGAGGGUUCCGCCAAGCGUGCAAUGCUCUAUGAGGUAUAAAUUGAUUUUUAUGAAGCUGUACAUUUUUGUUGCGCUUCACGAAUGUGUAAAUGUGUCAAACCCCAGCAAAGUCAUAAGUUUGUAGGGUAUUGUGAGAAAAUACACAGGAACGUAAACAACAUAUGGGAAAUAUACAGAUGCAUAAUUUUUUCAGAUUGAUGAUAUAGGCCACACAACUAGUAUUGACAUUGUCAGCCUAAAGGUGCAUAUGCCUACUGCAUCUGUAUCCAUCGCAUUUUUUUCCAACGGACUAUGUUCAGCAAGCGGUGAAAGCUUACCGGGUGCUUUCCGUGGUGCUGAAACAGUUUUUGCUCUCUGCUGAUAGGAGCAGUGUUCUCUUUAGAUUAAUACUUGUCACUGGUGUAAUGGAAUAGAUUCAAGGUGGUAAUUCAAGUUUAAGAAUUGUUACUUUGCGGUCUAGGGAGCAUCACACUGUUAAACCCCCUUGAGCUUUGUAUAUCAAUAUCCCAUCUGUCUUUUUUUAUUUUCCCUUUAUUUAACUAGGCAAGUCAGUUAAGAACAAAAUAUUCUUUACAAUGACGGCCUACACUGGAAGAGGCUUGGCCAAUUGUGCGCCGCCCUAUGGGACUCCCAAUCACGGCCGGUUGUGAUACAGCCUGGAAUCGAACCAGGGGGUCUGUAGUGACGCCUCAAGCACUGAGAUGAGAUGCAGUGCCUUAGACCGCUGCGCCACUCGGGAGCCUUUACUCCCCUUUGAUUGUUAUAGCUUGUCAUUGUUAUCAGAACAUGACUAUCUGAACAUUUAUUUAAUUAUAUUAGGUUGACUUUUCUUUAGCUAGUUUGUCUGUGUUUUGCAUUGAAUAGAACGCUUUUCCUUUAAAUACAUAGGCAUUUCGUGUAGUGAAUGUUCAACAUGAGACCGUCUACUAGAGAUUAUCUCAGUAUUCUAACUAGUCAAAUAAUAUACACUCUUAUAUUACAUUAGUAAUAUAGGCUAUAUACAACACACGAUGUCGCAAUAGACCACAGAAAUUGAUAUUCCAUGACUCCUCCUCUCUGAAUGGAAAAGAGAAUAGCGUCACUAUUCCCGAGCGCUUUGUGACGAGAAACACUUAAAUGGUGGUGGAACGGAGAGGGCUAGGUUGUGUACAGGAUCUCUCUAACGGAUAAUUUUUUUAGGUUUCAUGGAUAUGUGACUAUAUUCUAUUGGAUUCAUUUAUUUUGUACAUGCAACAAUGGAUCAUCGAAGACAAAGAGAAAGCGUUUGGAUUCAGUGCUUCGCGUUGCUUUGUUUAUUUGACUGGUCUGCAGCGCAGAUCUCUUACUCCGUUUCAGAGGAGGUGGACAAAGGCACGUUUGUUGGGAAUCUAGCUAAGGAUUUAAACCUGAAUGUACACGAACUGGAGUCGAGGGGUCUAAGGAUUGUAUCGGGACAUAGUAAGAGGUAUUUUGAUGCGAAUUUGAAAACAGGGGUACUGUUCGUUAACGAGAGAAUAGACAGAGAGGAGCUUUGUCCGAAUACGGUAAAGUGCUCUCUAAAUAUAGAGGCCAUACUGAGCCAUCCUAUACUUCUCCACCGCAUUGAGGUGAAUAUUUUAGACAUCAAUGACAAUUCUCCGUCAUUCAUUAAAAAGGUUGCUACUUUUAACAUAUCUGAAAUUUCAUACCCCGGCGAGCGAUACCCACUACCAAUAGCGAAUGACGCAGAUACGGGCAGUAACUCGGUAAAGAGCUACAAGCUGAGCCCAAAUGAACACUUCUCCCUGGAUGUACAGAACGGUGGAGAGCAGAGUGUGUCUGCUGAGUUAGUGCUGCAGAAAGCUUUAGACAGAGAGAAACAGCCUGUGAUCCAGCUCACACUGACCGCUGUAGAUGGAGGAAAACCUCCAAGAUCUGGAACGCUGCCUAUAGUUGUAAAUGUCAUAGAUGCUAAUGAUAAUUCACCCACAUUUAGCAAGCCGCUGUACAAGGUCAGUGUGCCUGAGAAUGUACCUUUAGGUUAUACAGUCUUAACACUCAGUGCUACUGAUUUAGACGAAGGAAUACACAGUAAACUUGUGUAUUCAUUUAUUGAGCGUGGGAAUCUGAAUCCUGCUGAUAUGUUUGCCCUAAAUGUAGACACUGGUGAAAUGACUGUAAAGGCCAAUUUGGAUCAUGAGGCAAAUGCUGCGUAUGAAAUCCGGGUGCAAGCAACGGACCAAGGUCCCUCACCCCGCAGUGGUUAUUCUAAAGUGUUGGUAGAAGUCAUUGAUAUCAAUGACAAUGCUCCUGAAGUCUCGGUGACGUCACUUAUGAGCCCAGUGAAAGAGGAUAGUGAAAUGGGGACAGUGGUCGCCUUGGUAACUGUGAUAGAUAAAGAUGGAGGGAAAAACGGCCUCACCAAAUGUAAACUUGUUGGCUCUGUUCCUUUUAAACUAAAGUCGAACUAUAAAAACUAUUAUUCGUUAGUGGUCGAUGGGCCUCUUGACAGAGAGAGCGCUUCUCAUUACAAUGUCACCAUCACAGCUACGGAUGAAGGGACCCCGCCUCUCUCCAGCACCAGCGUUAUUACUGUUCACGUUUCUGAUGUGAAUGACAACGCUCCUCGCUUCUCAGAACCCGUGAUUAAUGUUUAUGUCAAAGAGAACAGUCCGGUAGGUGAGGUCAUUUAUAAGAUGUUUGCUUUUGAUCCUGAUUCAGAUGACAAUGCAAAGAUGA